AAUUGUCCAAAGUAACCCAUUAAUUAUUAAUUAUUUCGAUAAAAACCCAAGGCCAAAUGAAAAACUACAAAAUUCUCACACCAGUACAGGGGCAAAUUAUGCCGCCUAUCUCCUUGUUCCCGCCAUCAAAACCCUUUUUCUAUAUCAUUUCAGAUUCUUUUAUAUUACAAACGCGUCCCUUCUUCUUCCUACAACCUUCAACCGCAAACAAUAUUCACUAACAUAUCUCAAAAGCAAUGGUUCUUUCAUUCGAACCCUCGAAGCCAGUUAGAUUCUACGGCUCAAGCCUUCCCCGUCCACGAAUCCACGUCAACUCAGACGGUAGCGACCGUGUAGAUCCUCCUCUCUCCGUCACCGAGCCACUGAUGUCAUGGGCCCAAGAAGCCCAUUGGUCCAUUGGCGGGCUCAGCUUCAAACGCCUCCGUCUCAUGGGUAAAAUCGAAGGCAACGUUGAAAAACUCCGUACUCAACGCGAGAAAGAAUCCAACACCAAUAGCCCGAGCUUUGAUCUUCGCAGAUCUUUGAGUUCUCCUUCACCUUCCCCAUCCCCACCGCCUGCUCCAAUUUCUUUAAAGCGUCGUAGACUCGAGACUCUUAUUGAGGAAGAAGAAAGGGUUUCGAGUUCUGUUACCCGUGGAAGACGGUUGGUGAAGAAGCUUGGUGAUGAUUUCGAUCGAGUUGCUUCUCCUGAGAAGAAGGGUGCAGCUGAGGUGGUUGUUGCUGAGUCAGUGGCUGCUCCGGUGAAGACUCUGAAUCGGAGAUUGGUUAAAAUUGGUGAUGCUGUGAAGAAGGUUGGUGAAGGGAAAGAGAAAUUGAAAAUGAAGGUUGCUGAAGAGGAAGGGAGAAGUCCUGGUUCUGGGAGUAGGGUUAGAACUUCAUCUAGAUUGGCUAAGAUUGGGUCUAAUUAGGUUUUUGUAAUGUAAAUUUUGGUUCACUCUUUUAUUAUACUAAUGAAUUAUUUUUUCAUUUCUCUGUAUCUUGUUAUGUUUUCCAGAUAAAUUGGAGAGAAUUUUUUAUAAGUAAUU
Molecule: messenger RNA, 1025 nt
Organism: Vicia villosa (hairy vetch)
Lineage: Eukaryota; Viridiplantae; Streptophyta; Magnoliopsida; Fabales; Fabaceae
Exons: 1
Coding region: 237-908 (223 amino acids)
Source: RefSeq, a predicted model, not a curated record